UUUUGCUUUUGGUUUUCUUUUUAUCGCAAAGGGAGAUUGCUGAUUUGGAAAUAUAACGCACCCUCACCAUCAUCUUUGGAUUUGUUCUUGGUUCUUCUCUUGCACCUUGGGACUGGAAAUCGUCAUGGUGUGAUGUGUUCCUGGACUGGGACUGGUCACCUACACAGCCUGGAUCUCACUGAGUCCUGGACAUGGCUGAGCCUCUUCAAUGGGCCAGAUACCACUGGCAACGGCUGAUGGGCAGUAGAACCAGGGUAGACGACGGGAGGCUGUACGACUACUCCUCGCUGCUUGCCUGUGGGGGAAAGUCCACCCAUAGCCCUAAACUGGCAGGAAAACACCGCAUUGUUAUUCCUCACCUCCAGUCCUUCAAGGAUGAGUAUGACAAGUUUUCUGGAACGUACAUGAAUAACCGAAUACGAACAACAAAAUACACGCUUCUGAAUUUUGUGCCAAGAAAUUUGUUUGAACAGUUUCAUAGGGCUGCCAAUUUAUAUUUCCUCUUCCUAGUUGUCCUGAACUGGGUGCCAUUGGUAGAAGCUUUCCAAAAAGAAAUUACCAUGUUGCCUCUGGUAGUGGUCCUUACAAUUAUUGCUAUUAAAGAUGGCUUGGAAGAUUAUAGAAAAUACAAAAUUGACAAACACAUCAACAAUUUGGUAACUAAAGUUUACAGUAGGAAAGAGAAAAAAUAUCUUGAUUGUUGUUGGAAAGACGUCACCGUUGGGGACUUCAUCCGCCUCUCCUGUAAUGAGAUCAUCCCUGCAGACAUGGUAUUGCUCUUUUCCACUGAUCCUGAUGGGAUCUGCCACAUCGAGACUUCUGGUCUUGAUGGAGAAAGCAAUUUAAAGCAGAGGCAGGUGGUGCGGGGCUACGCAGAGCAGGACUCUGAAGUGGAUCCUGAGAAGUUCUACAGUAGGAUAGAAUGUGAAAGUCCAAACAAUGACCUCAGCAGAUUCCGAGGCUUCCUAGAACAUUCCAACAAACAACGUGUGGGUCUCAACAAAGAAAAUUUACUGCUCAGAGGAUGCACUAUCAGAAAUACAGAGGCUGUCGUAGGCAUUGUGGUUUAUGCAGGCCAUGAAACCAAAGCAAUGCUGAACAAUCCUGGGCCACGCUAUAAACGUAGUAAAUUAGAAAGAAGAGCAAAUACAGAUGUACUCUGGUGUGUUCUCCUUCUGCUUAUAAUGUGUCUAAUUGGUGCAUUGGGUCAUGGAAUCUGGCUGAGCAGAUAUGCAAAUGUGCUCUUUUUUAAUAUUCCUAAGCCUGAUGGACAUGUUGUAUCGCCGGCAUUGGCAGGAUUCUAUAUGUUUUGGACCAUGAUCAUUUUGUUACAGGUCUUAAUUCCCAUUUCUCUCUACGUUUCCAUUGAAAUUGUGAAGCUUGGGCAAAUAUACUUUAUUCAAAAUGAUGUGGAUUUCUAUAGUGAGAAGAUGGACUCUACGGUACAGUGCCGAGCCCUGAACAUUGCUGAGGAUCUGGGUCAGAUUCAGUAUCUCUUUUCUGAUAAGACAGGAACCCUCACUGAGAAUAAGAUGGUUUUUCGAAGAUGCAGUGUAGCAGGAUUUGAUUAUUGCCAUGAAGAAAAUGCCAAGAGACUGGAGUCAUAUCAGGAAGCUGUCUCUGAAGAUGAGGAUUGUACAGACACUCUCAGCAGCUCCCUCAGCAACAUGGCAAAACCAAGAGCUCCCUGCUGCAGGAUGGUCCAAAGCAGGCCUCUGGGAAGCAAGCCCCCAGAUCAUCUCUCUGGGAGCACGUCUGCCAUAGGCGAUGGAGAAGGAGCCACUGAAGUGCUUCGUUCCAGACAGGCUGCUUUCAGCAGCCCCAUUGAAACUGAUGUGGUACCAGACACCAGGCUUUUGGACAAAUUUGCUCAGAUUACACCUCAUCUCUUUACCCCACUAGAUGGGGCCAUCCAGGAGCCACCACUGGAGACUUUGUGCAUCAUGGACUUCUUCAUUGCUCUGGCAAUUUGCAACACAGUAGUAGUCUCUGCUCCUAACCAACCAAGACAAAAGAUCAGGCUUUCUUCACUGAGUGGAACACCCAUUAAGUCCUUGGAGGAGAUUAAAAACCUCUUCCAAAGACUGUCUGCCCGAAGGUCAAGUUCACCGUCCCUUGCCAGUGGGAAGGACUUGCCAUCGGGGAUCCCCGGCACCUUUGUGAGCAGACUCCCUCUUUUCAGUCGGAUGAAGCUCACUUCACCUGUGGAGGAGGCGGCCUCAGGGAUGCAUGAGAGCCUACAGGGCUGUAGUGACACCGCUGGCUGUACAGAGACUGAGAAACCCGGCAGCAGUGCAGGCCUCCCAGAUGGCAAGGUGGACUCCCUCCCCAGAGCGUGCCUGGCCUCCAGCCUGUGUUACGAGGCCGAGAGCCCAGAUGAAGCAGCCUUGGUGUAUGCCGCCAGGGCUUACCGAUGCACUUUACAGUCUCGGACGCCAGAGCAGGUUGUGGUGGACCUUGCUGCCUUGGGACCAUUAACAUUUCAGCUCUUACACAUCCUGCCCUUCGACUCAGUAAGAAAAAGAAUGUCUGUUGUUGUCCGGCACCCCCUUUCCAAUGAAGUCGUGGUGUACACCAAGGGUGCCGAUUCUGUAAUCAUGGAGUUGCUCUCAGUGGCUUCCCCAGAUGGAGCAAAUCUGGAGAAACAGCAAAUGAUAAUAAGAGAGAAAACCCAGAAACACUUGGAUGACUAUGCCAAGCGAGGAUUGCGUACUUUAUGUAUAGCUAAGAAGGUCAUGAGUGACACUGAAUAUGCAGAGUGGCUGAGGGAUCACUUUUUGGCUGAAACCAGUAUUGACAACAGGGAAGAAUUACUCGUUGAAUCUGCUAUGAGACUGGAGAACAAGCUAACAUUACUUGGUGCCACUGGCAUUGAAGACCGGCUGCAGGAGGGAGUCCCUGAGUCGAUAGAAGCUCUUCGCAAAGCUGGAAUCAAGAUCUGGAUGCUGACAGGAGAUAAACAGGAGACAGCUAUCAACAUAGCCUAUGCAUGCAAGCUGCUGGAGGCAGACAACAAGCUCUUUAUCCUUAAUUCCCAAAGUAAAGAUGCCUGCGAGGUGCAGAUGAGCAUAAUUUUGAAAGAACUUCAGAAGCAAGUUCCAGCUUCUCCAGACCAGGCAUGGAUAAGAAAGGGCUCCGCUCAGCCUGCUGUCAUUCGAGACUCUGGGCAACAGGCUGGACUUGUUAUCACUGGGAAGGCCCUUGAAUUUGUCCUGCAGGAGAGCCUGCAGAGGCAGUUCCUGGAGCUGACUGCUUGGAGCCACACGGUGGUCUGCUGCCAGGCCACGCCCCUGCAGAAGAGCGAGGUGGUAAAGCUGGUGCGCAGCCAUCUCCAGGUGAUGACUCUGGCCAUUGGUGACGGUGCCAAUGAUGUUAGCAUGAUCCAAGUGGCAGACAUUGGGGUAGGGGUCUCGGGCCAAGAAGGCAUGCAGGCUGUGAUGGCCAGUGACUUUGCCAUUUCUCAGUUCAGGCAUCUCAGCAAACUCCUACUUGUCCAUGGGCACUGGUGUUACAUGCGCCUUUCCAACAUGAUUCUCUACUUUUUCUACAAGAAUGUGGCCUAUGUGAACCUCCUUUUUUGGUACCAGUUCUUCUGCGGAUUCUCAGGAACAUCCAUGACUGACUACUGGGUUUUGAUCUUCUUCAACCUCCUCUUCACAUCUGUUCCUCCUAUUAUUUAUGGGGUUUUAGAAAAAGAUGUAUCUGCAGAUACCCUCAUGGAACUGCCUGAACUCUACCAGAGUGGUCAGAAAUCAGAGGCAUACUUACCCCUCACCUUCUGGAUCACCUUGCUGGAUGCCUUUUAUCAAAGCCUGGUCUGUUUCUUCGUGCCUUACUUUACCUACCAAGGCUCAGACAUUGACAUCUUUACGUUUGGAAACCCCCUGAACACAGCUGCUCUCUUCAUCAUCCUCCUCCAUCUGACCAUUGAAAGCAAGAGUUUGACGUGGAUCCAUGGGCUGGUGAUCAUUGGCAGCAUCUUGUCUUAUUUUUUCUUCGCCUUGGCCUUUGGAGCCAUGUGUGUGACGUGCAAUCCACCAUCCAACCCCUACUGGAUUAUGCAAGACCACAUGCUGGAUCCAGUGUUCUACUUAGUGUGUGUGCUCACAAUCUGCAUUGCCCUUCUGCCCAGGUUUACAUACCGAAUUCUCCAGGGAUCCCUGUUUCCACCUCCAAUCCUGAGAGCUAAGCACCUGGACCACCUAACACCAGAGGAAAGGGCUGAGGCUCUUAAGAAGUGGAGAGGGGCUGGAAAGAAGAACCACGUGACACCCCAGCGUGCAGACCAGUCCACCAGGAAGUCGGGAAGGAGGCCAAGGUCUGGCCAUCCUUCUGCUCUUGCAAUGAAGUCAGCGACAUCCUGUGCUGCUGAGCAAGGACACUUGCCUCUGUGUGAAACUGCUUUUCCAGGCUGCCACCCAGCAGCUGAGGCUCCAGAUGUGACAAGACUCUAAAAUGGGAAGAGGGCAGGUUUCCCCUCUCGAGACACAACUGUUCUUUCAAGUUUGAAAGGACUUGGAAGAGUGACCUCUAUCAAGCACGGGUGACUGAAAGGUUUCCGUAAUGGGUAGCACAAGCAUCUCACAAGGCUGGUGAAGCUGACAUAAUGACCAUUACGAUAUGUAUCUACAGUUGUAAAAGAAGAAUGUGAUUUGUCCCAAACAGUGAAGAAAGUCAAAUAUUUAAGUAAGAAUCAAAUUGUGAAAUACUGUUGGACUUGCUAAAAGGUGUUUUUUGUUUGUUUGUUUGUUUGUUUGUUUUUAUCUGGAUCUUGCUAUGCAGUUCAGGCUGGCCUUGUGCUCACUUUUGCAGCCCCCAGGCUGGUCUCAAACUCACAAGGACCCUCCUGUCUUGACCUCCUAAGUGCUGCGGUUACAAGUGUGCACC
Octodon degus (degu) is the source of this 4887-nucleotide messenger RNA. It is a transcript of the gene Atp10d, whose product is annotated as ATPase phospholipid transporting 10D (putative). Gene Ontology annotation, molecular function: ATP hydrolysis activity; ATP binding; ATPase-coupled intramembrane lipid carrier activity. The transcript has 23 exons. NCBI's taxonomy places the organism in Eukaryota, Metazoa, Chordata, Mammalia, Rodentia, Octodontidae. Bases 192 to 4454 code for a protein of 1420 amino acids. The record is from RefSeq and is a predicted model, not a curated record. Gene Ontology annotation, cellular component: plasma membrane. Gene Ontology annotation, biological process: phospholipid translocation.